UGGCGACUCGCGGGAGUUCAAUUUUCCCCUGUGUCAGCUUAGUAUUUGCGCUUUGUUUUGCGCAAGUUGCUGGGGUUACGUAUUCAAUUCCGUACAAAAACUACAAGACUGAUUGUGGGUCGAAUCAGUAUUAUGAUGCAGCAGGUCUACUGUGUAGGGACUGCGAUUUGACACAAGUGCAAAGUGCAGAUGGAUUGGCCUGCCAGUGCAGAGGACCUGCAUACAAGACAACCAAGAAUUUUGGAGGACCUGCAACCUCUGUUGAGUGUGAAGCAUGCGGUGCAGGAAAAGUAAGCACUGUGAAUGGUUGGGAUUGCAUUGCCUGCGAGACAGCCGACUGCUCCAGUUGCAGCACUGGCGACAUCGGUGAGGAGUACUCAAUAACAGGUGUUUUACAACCAACCAAAACUUGCCAGACCUGUGAUGCAUCCACCACGCCAAACAGCGAAGGAAUUCAGUGCGAAAGAUGUCACGAGAGUUUCCUUGCAGUCAACAAUGAGUGUACAUGCAACACUCCCUUGAGGGGUAGGAUGUGCUUUCGAGAUGGAGAGAUCAAGUCACCAGCUCAAGACACGUUCCAAGUCUCCUAUGAAUCCACAGAUAGUCCAGUGGUGUCCUGGUACUUCCAGGAGUAUCUCCAGGCUGCUGAGGCCAUGUGCAGGCUUUACCAGAAUCUAACGGCCUGUCAGAUGUUGGGCAACCUGUGCGUGCUGUUGUAUUACAACCCUAACAGCCUGAAUGAUGCCUGUGGUUACUUUGAAGACAUAAGGAGGUCAUCUAUCCCACUGAUUGGAGACAACCUGGACUGGGCUAUCUAUAUGCCAUGGUUGAGGUACGGCAUUGACCCAGCCGAUGAAAUCCUGACUGAAAUCAACAUUCCCACCAAGUUUUCUGCCGAGCCCACGUCCGAGGACAGCACGCUGAAGUUAUUUGUGGCCCAGUACGCAGCCACAGGCCAUUACCAAGACCUGCGAUCAGUCCGUGGUGGUGUUAUACAGCUUUGUAACGACACCGAAAAGAAAAUGAAUGCAGCCUACACCUUUGCCACUUCAUACUCGAGCAGUUGUCAGCUCACAGCCCAGGAUUUAUGGAACAACUAUGAAACCACCUUCUUUGAUAUGUAUCUUCAGUACACAGAGGGCACUAACACCAGACUUUACGCCGUCCCUGUCUUGUUAGAUAACUACCAGAAUGAUGGCACAUUUGAAAAUCGGCAGGAAAGUAGAAGUGCAUGGCAGUUGACACGUCGCUUCUUCCUCGUUGACAAUGUAAGUGGCAAGACGGCAUCAGAAAUAGCGGCUACAGUCAUUCGCUAUGCCAGCAGCAUGGAACUCUUGAUCACAUUGCAGAACGAAGCAGGGCAAACAAGAGAGGGUAAAAUCUAUCCACCACUCCUCAAGAUCCAGUACAGUGAGCUAGUCUAUGAGGAUGAUUACGAUGCCAACACAGAGGUGACGGUGUCAUUCCGAGUGACGUAUGAAAUGAGCCGCGACUACGGAGAGAAUGCUCUCUCCACUGCCCUGGGGAUCUUGAGUGGCAUCGGGGUGGUGUGGGCACUCGUCAGGUCUAACGCUUGGAGGCGUAGAGCAGGCCUAAUCUACAUCGACAUCAAGACGAUGUUUAAAUUCCUGUUCUUCAGCUUUGGCAUGUUGGGUGACGUCUUCUUCGUCUGCCUGUUUGGAACGACAUUAUAUUGGUUGUUCUUCUUCAAGCGUCAAGAUCUUGUGUACCUGGUCCUUCCCCACAAGGCUCAAGAGGUUUCCUUUAUUUGGUAUUUGUCCUUUGCCUUUUUCUGCAAGUCCCUGGACGUCCUGCAUCUGAUCGUCUACCAGUGCCUGGGCGACAUCUUUCUGAUUGACUGGGAGCGGUCAAGGGGUCGUGUUGUCCAGUCCAGUGACCCUGGCAACAACAAGGGGAGCGUGGCUCCCGUCAGCAUCUGGAGGACCUAUUUUGUUGCAAACGAAUGGAAUGAGCUGCAGGAGAUGAGACGAAGCAGUGUCUUCUUUCAGAUGUCGGCAAUGCUGUUUUUCUUGGAGGUGAUUGGUAUGAAAAACCUGACCACGAUGGAUCCCCGCAGCGACGUCUACGUGGACCCCAGUACUUAUCUGGGCGACCCCAGCAGGGUGCUGCGGUUUGCUGUAGCAUCUGGAUUGUACCUGUUGCUGUCGCUGCUACAGUGGAUUUUCUUUGCCUUCAUCUAUGAGCGUUUCAUCGCCGACAGUAUGAGGAAUUUCGUGGACCUGUGCUCCAUGGCAAAUAUCAGUGUGUUUGUCCUGAUUGACAACACAUUCGGCUAUUACAUCCAUGGCCGCUCCGUCCACGGCUUUGCUGACACUGACAUGAAGGACAUGCGAGAUCAGCUCAAGAGGGAAGAGGAUAAUCUCUGUGGUCAGAGAGGCCUACUGCCCAACAGCGAGCAGCAGACCUUUGAGAUCUUACUGCCCCUAAAGUUCAGAGAACAGUACAACACCAUACUGAAACCCCUGGAUGGUGUCGCAGCAAGAAUUGAUGGCACAAGAGGUCGUCCAGAUGCCGGUAGAAACCAAGAGGCAGAAAAGUCCAUCCAGGCAUACCAGACCAUGAAUCGGUUCUUGUGCACUUUCCUUGAUCACGGCAUUCGUGAUAUCGACUACAUCGUCAAGGACAAGCUUCUGCUGGAACAGAUUCUGGACAUGGAGUUCUACGAUCCAGCUGACAAGGGAUUUUUCUUCAACGAUGGCGGCCAUGCCUUUAACAAUGCCCUGUUCCAUGGCAACGAGUCCACUCUGCAGCUCUUUGAGCUGCUGCUGUUCUGCAUCGUUGAUCUGAUGUUCACCAACUUUGUGCUGGCAGCAAUCGUCACUUACAUCGGCAGCUUAUUCCUGCUCAAGGUCCGUGCUGCUGGAGGACGAGCCAAUCUGGCCAAGAAGACGCUGGUGGAUGAACGAUUCCUGAUUUGAGACAAGUACAGGUGCAGACCCUUAGUGACAAAGAAGAGCUUUGCUACGACUACAGAAUUGCUUCUUUUUUUUUUUUACUUAGAGGCCAUGACAGCUAGAAAGGAUGUAAGUGGGCGUGACCUUGGAGCCUCACCAAAGGACCACGUUUGAUACCAUCACCAGUUUGUCUAACCUGUGUGAAAUGCAAACAUAGAAGAAGAUAAAUUAAACCAGUGAGGGCAUAAUGUGAAAAACUCAGGCAACUUGAACUGGGACACAUGCAGCCGUCAAAACAAGGGUUUUUCUGGUCAGAAUAGGAAUGAGAUUAGCCUUACAACAUUGUUGGUUGGACUUCAUUUAUAGGUUCUGUUGACAAGUUACAAAGGUCUGAGUUUGCAUUCAUGGGCUUCUCAGAAAAAUACCGGAAACUUAAGUACUUAAAGUUCCGAGUUACGUAUUAAUUUGUAAAAAUGAAACACCGAGUAUUUCUUGAAAGCACUUGCAAAUUUUCCAUAAUUUAUGUACUUGUGGACAUACCUAAGAGUACAAAUAACAAUACAUAUGCAAAAGAAAUAAAAAAAUCAAAAUUUUCCCACGUUUACUUAAUGCAUUUUUCACCACUUCAGCCCAGUUCCAUCUUCUCACUUUGCCAGAACACUGAACACCUGUACAUAAAUGCCAGCCCAGAUUACAUGUGUGUCUUCAUUACAUUACAUGUACAUUGUGCAGCUGUAAAAGUGAGUUCACCCUAGCUCAAAUGAGGGCAGCAAUGAACAUUAUUAGUUCCUGCUGCAGUGCAGUUGAUGGACUGAGACAUACCACAGGCUUGACUUCGGACAAGGACCAUUGAAGAAUACACUACUGUGGGUUGUGCUUAUGCACACAAAUUUCAUGGAGCACUUGUACUGCCACUUUGCCCACUGUGAUGUGCACAGUCCCAAAGCAUCUGCAGUAGUGUGACUAGACUGCUCUCAGUGGGUGCUCCAACAGCUGCGUAUCCAGCUUUUGGCUUGGGGGGGAGGAAUUCAAAAGGGAAUGUGGCUUUAGCCUUACGUAUUCAACAUGAUAAUGGGGCAGAAAAAAUAUCAAAAGCCUAUUUAUAUGAUAAAUACUGAUUACUUUCUUUCCU
Acanthaster planci (crown-of-thorns starfish) is the source of this 4047-nucleotide messenger RNA. It is a transcript of the gene tmem67, whose product is annotated as transmembrane protein 67. Gene Ontology annotation, biological process: cilium assembly. NCBI's taxonomy places the organism in Eukaryota, Metazoa, Echinodermata, Asteroidea, Valvatida, Acanthasteridae. The record is from RefSeq and is a predicted model, not a curated record. Gene Ontology annotation, cellular component: ciliary transition zone; MKS complex.